GUAACAUCUGGUGCUUGAACUCCGCGCAUACGUAGUUUUAGCACGCUAGCUAGCCAGCUAACUGCGCUAGCUAAAGAAGAAAGGCCGCCGAGUUGACCCAGCGUCAGUUAUUCCAACUGAACGAAUCGCCCUGGCAGAUUACAGCUGACAUUCAGUAGCUGGACCGAAAAACCUUCACCGUAAAGACGAGAACACCGAAAAAGGAUGGCUCUGAAAAGGAUUCACAAGGAACUUAAUGACCUGGCUCGUGACCCUCCAGCACAGUGCUCAGCUGGCCCAGUGGGUGAUGACAUGUUUCACUGGCAGGCCACAAUCAUGGGACCAAGCGACAGUCCAUAUCAGGGAGGAGUUUUCUUCUUGACAAUUCAUUUUCCAACAGACUACCCCUUCAAACCACCCAAGGUUGCAUUCACAACAAGAAUUUACCACCCAAAUAUUAACAGUAACGGCAGUAUCUGUCUGGAUAUUCUCAGAUCACAGUGGUCUCCAGCACUUACUAUUUCUAAAGUUCUUCUCUCCAUUUGCUCACUCCUAUGUGACCCAAACCCCGACGACCCACUAGUGCCAGAGAUUGCACGAAUCUACAAAACAGAUAGUCAGAAGUACAAUAAACUAGCUCAGGAGUGGACAACAAAAUAUGCCAUGCUUUAGGAUACAUCAAAAUGGCAAAAGAAUGGACACAGAAGUAUGCAAUGUGAUGACAUCGUUUGAAGAGCAGGUGGAAAUUGUUGCUGG
Molecule: messenger RNA, 735 nt
Organism: Poecilia latipinna (sailfin molly)
Lineage: Eukaryota; Metazoa; Chordata; Actinopteri; Cyprinodontiformes; Poeciliidae
Product: ubiquitin-conjugating enzyme E2 D2-like
Exons: 8
Coding region: 205-651 (148 amino acids)
Source: RefSeq, a predicted model, not a curated record